Molecule: messenger RNA, 3468 nt
Organism: Solanum lycopersicum (tomato)
Lineage: Eukaryota; Viridiplantae; Streptophyta; Magnoliopsida; Solanales; Solanaceae
Source: RefSeq, a predicted model, not a curated record
AAUCAGGAAAAACCCAAAUCAAAUUGUUUUCUUCUAUAACGAAGUUCUUUUAUCCUAAAUACUCUUUCUCCUUACUAGCUUUCUUUUCUUUAGUUGAAUCUUCCGAUCUUAGUUAACGAUCUUGGGCUAGCAGAAGGCUUUCCGAAUUAUACGUUUCUUCUGCUAUUCUCUACAUUUCACUGAAUCAUAACUUUUUCCUCUUUAAUUCCAUCAAAGUACAGUAAACAUGAAUUAAUAGUUAAAAAUAUAACGUAUGAAAGUAAGGAAAUAACCAUUUAUAAAUAGUUUAUCUUUUUGAAUGCUAACUGUUUUUUCCCUAAAUAAUUUGUUUUUAAAAAAUGGUACCAUAAAUCAUGAAACCGCAAAAUCCAUCAUAAAUGGAUUUAAUUUUGGUUUUAUGUAAAAUUUAACUCGAAUGACCGAUUUCUAGAUCAUUUGUUGAUAUUUAGCCAUUAAAUAAAAUUUGAACAAAAAUAUUCUAACCAAAAGAUUAAAAAACUCUUAACACAAAAAAAUUGGCACUUGAAAUUGACUAGUGAACUAGUUAAAAAAUUCGUGAUUUUUUUAAUUAUGCUGUUUGAUUUGAGUUAUUUUUCAUAAAAUUGUACUCAAACUAGAAGUGUUUGAACAAAAAGACAAAUAAAAAACAAAUUUUGAUGAAAAAGGUGAAAAUGCUGGCUUGACUAAUUAAUCAAAUCUUGACAACUAGUUCCAGUGGUCCUCCUUCCUCCUCUUUUACGCUAAUUGAAGAAAAUAAAGAAUUUAGUGCGUUUGAUAUGAAGAAAAGUAUUUUUCGUGAAAAAUAUGGUGAGAGAUGGAGUGUGGAUUGAGUAAGGAUGUGGGUAGUGGGGAUAGGGGCUACGAGGAUGGGUGUGGCGAAUGAGGAUGAUUACGAAGUGUAUUGAAGGAUGUGAAAGACCCAAUCUAAAAUUUGAAUUGUUAUUUGUUUAACUUGUUUAAUUUUUUACUUUCACCGAUUCGGAAGGAGGUCAUUUCCUCUAGUGUUUAAGGAACUUAUUUUUCUAGAGAAAAUUUAUUUAAUCAGAAAACUAAAAAAUUUCUUAUCCUUCAUACCGAACAUCAAAUACUCCCUUAGUCAUUUCAGACUAAUUAAUAUCAUUUAAUUUUUUUUUCAAAAAUAUUAAGAUUUUUCUCUAAAAGGUUAAAAUCAAAAUUAGAAUGGAUCUCCUUUUAAUUAAAAGGAAUUGUAGAUUACAAACAAGUGACUCAUGUUAUAUUUUCAUUUGUUUCAUUCUUUUUAUAAAAAAAAAAUUCAAUGUGUUAUUUUAAAUUUAUUUAUGAAGAAUGUGAUACUUCAUAUUGCAAUACAACAGCAUCUUUCAUAUAAUUUAUUUUUAGGGAAGAGUUUAAAAUAGAGUGAAUAUUUAAUUUUUUAGAGUAAAUUCCACCUUUGGCUUGAAAACACACCGCUCAUUUUAACUACUACUAUGUGCUUAUUCAUUAUCAAUUCAUACGUUCUAUUUAUUAUACUUCAAUAUUUCAAAUGCUAUAUUUAAGUCUUUUAGGACAUUCCUCCUAUUUUUAUUUAUAUGUAAUAAUAUAUUUAAUUUUAAGAUCAUGAAAUUACUGAAGUCUAAAAAAAUAGGAGGAAUGUCCUAAAAGUAUUAGAAAAUAAAGUAUUUUACAUACAAAUGCGACGACUAAAUCAUUCCGUCAAAAUAGGGAACUGCCCAAAGGAAAAAAAAAUAAUAUAUGCGGCUUCGGAUUAAGCCGUUUAAAAUAUACAUCGACGGCUUGAAUUAAAUCAAAGUGGCUCCACAAAUUCACUUUAAACCCGGUCCACUAUCAUCUCUUUUCUCUCUCUACCAACGCUCUCUCUGUGUCUCGUUUUCCGCUACUUCAAAGCUUGCUUAACCUGCGCACUUUCAACUGCUUAACCUGCGCACUUUACCUGCCUGAGUAAUGAAGCCGCCAUUUCAGUUCGUAAUAAGGAUAUCAUCAAGAUACAGGAUGUAACAGUGAUCCAACGGUUGUGAAUUCGCUAACAAUGGACGGUCAGAGAAGCCAAGCGAAACUUACGAGGACUCAUUCUUCACUUCUCCGAUCAUCUCCGAUGCUCCGGUCAUCUAGCUUUAGUGUAUCUUCAAUUAACGAAUUCGUAGAUGAUCAUGAACUGGAUAUUGAAGAACAGAAGCCCCACAGAACCGGCGCUACUCUGGUUCGAUCGGCUUCGUCCCGUUUCUGUGAUGGUACGGGCAGGGUAGCUCCUGUUAUAGCGGUUUUCUUGCUCUCUGUAUACGUUCUGUUCUAUUUCUUCAACAGGGGUGACAGAUCCAUAUCGGAGAAUCUGCUUCUAGUACUGAUUUUCUUUGCGAUUUUGCUUUACUUCGCCGGAAAGAACAAGAGUACAAUUCAUCAGGGUUAUAAUGGGUUGAAGAUGACGUGUAAUGUGUAUGGAAGGAAACUUGGUUUAGUGUCUAAUAAGCACGUUAAAGUGCAAUGGUUCAUCGGAGAGAGAAAAUUAGAUGUGAAAGAGAAGAAGGGGAAAGUGAGAGAAGGAGUAGAGGUAUACAGCAACGGGGACGUGUAUGAAGGGGAGUUUCACAAGGGGAGGUGUAAUGGUAGUGGGGUCUACACUUAUUCUAUGAACAGUAGAUAUGAAGGUGACUGGAUUGACGGGAGGUACGAUGGUUAUGGGGUAGAAAGCUGGGCUAGAGGUAGCAAAUAUAGAGGGCAGUAUAGACAAGGACUGAGGCAUGGCUAUGGAGUUUACAAAUUCUUCAAUGGAGAUAUCUAUGGUGGGGAAUGGUGUAAUGGACAGAGUCACGGAAUUGGGGUCCAGAGCUGCUCCGAUGGCAGCUGUUACAUCGGUGAAUUCAAAUGUGGCAUAAAACACGGCCUCGGCUCUUACCAUUUCAGGAAUGGGGAUCGAUACGCAGGAGAAUAUUUCGGUGACAAGAUUCAUGGUUUUGGUGUGUAUCACUUUGCCAAUGGGCAUUGCUAUGAAGGUUCAUGGCAUGAAGGCCGCAAGCAAGGUUACGGAAUGUACAAAUUUAAAAAUGGUGACACAAGGUGUGGUGAAUGGGCCUCUGGUAAUCUCAAUACUCCAUUGCCCCCACUUACUGAUGUCGUCCUUCGAGUUGUUCAGGCUAGUAGAAAGGCAGCAGAGAAUGCAAUUAACAUACGUAGGGUCGAUGAUCAAGUGAACAGGGCAGUGAUAGCAGCAAACAGAGCUGCCACUGCAGCUCGAGUUGCUGCUAUAAAAGCUGUUCAAAACAGGAUACAUGGAAAAUUUUGUGACACUAACAAUUGAAGUUUGAUAAAAUGUAAAUUUAGUACUACUACUUGUAUGCAAAGUAUUGAAUGAAUAUUCCAAAGCCACCCUGGCUGGCAAAAUGCCUGUUGGAGGUUGAGUUUAAUGCUGUAACUUUUAGUUGACAAACAAUUAUAACUUGUAUAUACACUCUUUCAAUCAAAUCAUACAUGUGUAUUGCGUUUAUUGAUUUA